This is a messenger RNA of Myxocyprinus asiaticus (Chinese sucker), 5347 nucleotides long. RefSeq names its product bromodomain and PHD finger containing, 3b (gene brpf3b). The transcript has 13 exons. Bases 1000 to 4707 code for a protein of 1235 amino acids. Gene Ontology annotation, cellular component: MOZ/MORF histone acetyltransferase complex. Gene Ontology annotation, molecular function: protein binding. The record is from RefSeq and is a predicted model, not a curated record. Lineage: Eukaryota; Metazoa; Chordata; Actinopteri; Cypriniformes; Catostomidae. Gene Ontology annotation, biological process: regulation of transcription by RNA polymerase II.
CACAUUUUUGGGUGAACUAUCCUUUUAAGAAUCAAACAAAGACUUAUGGAUUGACCUCUGAUAUGAAUAUUGGGGAGGAGGUGGUGCACAUCACUUUUAAUGUUAAUGUCCCUCUUCCUUUUUAAUCUUUACUGUGUGAUAAUGCACGAACAAAUAGGUAUAUUAUUAUUUUUGUUAUUAGAAUUUGCUUACUCAAACCUACUUUAAAUACACCCAUGUUUUGUAUACUGCAAAGUAUUUUAUUUUAUUUUUUCUCUCACGCAAACGGUCUGUUUGUACUCGGCAGGGUUCUUGAUCAUAUUUGUUGACAAAAAUUACUCAUGUUUCAUUCAUCUUGUAAUAUGCUGCGCCUCUUGCUCACUGGCCAAAUCCCGUUGCUGCACCAUUUCAACCAAUAGGGCUGCAUGCAUUACAGCUGACAGGUCGGGAUGAACUGUGGCCAUUGCAUGAACUGUGUGCGAUGCACCAUUGCACUUUUACACACUGAAAUGGCUCAAACUUCUAGCCCCUAUCAUAAGUAACAUAAACAACACCACCGUUAUGCAUUAUUAAAACAGUCGUAUAGUUGACAUAGUGGAUGGCCUGCUUUUCUGAAGGGGCGUGUUCUCGACUGAAAGCUCCGCUCUGCCUCUCUGUGUCUGGCGAGCAACUAACUCUACCCAGGCAGCGACCGUUGUAGUACUCGAUGCUGAAAGUAGCUAGCUUGCUUCGUCAGAAACCCACGACAGCGAUCUCGUCUCGAUCAGAAGUUAGGAUGCGAGAAAUGCAUUCAGAUACAUUUAUGGGCAGAAGACAUUUACAGCAGGAAACUAUGGAGGACUGAGAGACGGCAGGACAUUUUAUCGGCGAAAAUUUGACCGGCUUUUCGGCCAAGCCGCCAGCAUACACAGCCAGCGCCAAAAGGUUUCUGCGUAUCUACAGACGGUUUCCGCGCCCGGCGGACGAAUUGCGGUUGGAAAAUAAGUUCAAGGUACAAGGUGCUGUGUGGUGUAAGUGCCUAUGAGAAAACCACGGCAGAGGGGUGGCCUGCCCGGGGCCUUGGCAAGCGAAAGAAGUGAUGCCGUAGACACGGCUGCAGCAGGUAGGGGGACAUCACAGCCACAAUCACCCUCUCCCUACCGGCCGAAAGUUUCACCCACCAGAGAAACCCUGACGUAUGCCCAGGCUCAGAAGAUUGUAGAAGUGGACCUGGAUGGAAGAUUGCAUCGGAUCAGCAUCUUUGACAGCUUUCCGGUCAUUACUGAGGACGAGAUGACCGCUCAGGACAUUACGGAGUGCAACAGCAACAAAGAGAACAGCGAGCAGUCAUCAGUGACUACAGUCGUAAGCUCGCCACGCAGAUCAGCUGCCCACAGAGGCAAAAAGAAAGAUACAAAGAAUUUGUCAUCGUCCCAUUCAUCACAAAACCACUGCUCCAACACUCACGGACAAUCUCAGACACAGUCAAAUCUGCACAGCCAUCAUGGCCCGCUACCCAAGCCCACUUUUAGAUUGCUGGAGUCAUACGAACCAGUGGAGGUUACCCCUCGCCCUAUGGCGUACUACCGCUACAUUGAAAAGUCUGGUGAGGAGCUGGAAACAGAUGCAGAGUAUGAUAUGGACGAGGAGGACAUGGCCUGGUUGGAGCUGGUAAAUGACAAGCGAGAGUCCGAAGGCCAGCCGCAAGUGUCACCUGAUACUUUCGAGCUCCUGAUGGACCGCCUAGAAAAGGAGUCCUUCUUGGAGUCCCGAAGCCAUGCGCUUUCGCAAAGCGUCAUUGACGAGGACGCCUUCUGCUGCGUCUGUCUCGACGAUGAAUGUCUCAACAGUAAUGUCAUUCUGUUCUGUGACAUCUGUAAUCUGGCUGUGCACCAGGAGUGUUACGGAGUUCCUUACAUUCCUGAGGGCCAGUGGCUCUGCCGGUGUUGCCUGCAGUCACCCUCUCGCCCAGUGGACUGCGUGCUUUGCCCUAACCGGGGUGGAGCUUUCAAACAGACCAGUGAUGGACGAUGGGCUCACGUGGUCUGUGCUAUUUGGAUCCCAGAGGUGUGUUUUGCCAACACAGUCUUUCUUGAACCCGUUGAGGGUGUUGACAACAUUCCACCGGCUAGGUGGAAGCUUACAUGCUACUUGUGCAAGCAGAAAGGUUGUGGGGCAUCUAUCCAGUGCCACAAAGCCAACUGCUACACCGCGUUCCAUGUGACUUGUGCACAGAGAGCGGGACUCUUUAUGAAAAUCGAACCAGUCCGAGAGACUACUGUGAAUGGGACUACGUUUUCGGUGAAAAAGACGGCGUUUUGCGAGGCGCACUCUCCGCCUGUGAAGGAGGGCUCUGAUGAUGAAGAAACUGGGGGGCGGGUUUUGGGGUGUAGAGCUAACAGGGGCCGCAGUGCUUAUAUUCAGACGCCAGAGCUAAAGACGCAGCGAGGAAGCAAUAAACUGAAUUCCAAACAGCAGCAGAAGAAAGGAAAGAAAGAAGAGGCAUCCAAAAAGGUGGCAACACCACUGGUGAUGGUCUCAGAAAUACCUACUCACAGGUUGAGCAAAAUUUCUAAAGAUGUUCUCAUACAGAGAAAGAAUCAGUUUAUGCAGAGGCUGCAUAACUUUUGGUUACUCAAACGUCAAUCACGCAACGGAGUGCCUCUCAUUCGCCGUUUACACUCGCAUCUACAGGGCCAGAGGAGUGCAGAACAGGUGGAGCCAGAUGAGAAGCUCAGUGCUGUGAGAGAAGAGCUGAAAUACUGGCAGAAGCUUCGUCAUGAUCUGGAAAGAGCUCGACUGCUGAUAGAGCUCAUCCGUAAGAGAGAGAAACUAAAGAGAGAGCAGUUGAAGAUUCUCCAGGCGGAGACUGAGCACUUGUUAACUCCGGUUUUGGUUCUGCUGCGCUCUACUCUAGAGCAACUUCAGGAGAAAGAUACCGCAAAAAUAUUUGCACAGCCUGUCAACUUGAAAGAGGUCCCAGAUUACCUGGAGUUUGUCUUGCAUCCCAUGGACUUCUCCACCAUGAAAUCCAAAUUGGAGGCUCACAAAUAUCGCUCAGUGACUGACCUGGAGGCUGAUUUCAACCUCAUGAUCACCAACUGCCUGCUUUACAAUUCUAAAGACACUGUGUUUCACCAAGCUGCAAUACGUCUGCGAGACCUAGGAGGCGCUAUCCUGAGGCACGCCCAGAGACAGGCCCAAAACACAGGCUUUGACCUGGACACAGGCAUGCACCUGCCAGAGUCGCCACACAAAAACGACUACUACCGCUGCACUUUUGAAGAUGUGGACACGCUGCUAGACCCUGAUAAUCGAUUGCACAUGACGACAGAAGAUCAGUUGAGGGAGCUGCUAGAUAAAUUAGACGUGGUGACAUUGAUGCGCUCAAGUGGAGCACGCACACGACGUCUCCGCCUGCUUCGCAGAGAAAUCAACAACGUUCGCUAUAAGCAACACACACGGAACUCGCACAUGCUGAAUGAAGACCUCAAAGAGGAAGAUGAGGAGGAGGAUAAAGAUAAGGAGACUGAUGGUGAAAAUAAUCUGUCGUUAUCAUCAUCAGACAAAGAUGACUUAAAAUCAACCCCUCCACCCAUGCUGGAACCCACAGGUCUAGCCCUGCCCCCUCCUCCAGGAGACACCCCCCAGGAACCACCUACUCUCCGACCCAUGACGUCUGACCCCAGGACCCCUCCAUGCCCGCUCAAGAGCCUCAAACUCAACAGCGAGAGCCAAGAAACUGAUUCAGACUCCGCCCUGAACAGCUCCAUCAAACCAGAAGAUAGCCUACCUUUGCCCAGCGAGAACAAACUGACCAACGGCCUUUCCUCCACCGAAUCACCAACACGGCCCACAACGGGAGGGGUCGGACGGCGAACAUCCGUCCUCUUCAAGAAAGCAAAAAAUGGGGCAAAGCUUCAGCGUGAAAAAGACAGUCAAAUGCAGAAUGGAAACAAGGAGGAGGCAGUCAGCUCUGACCCUGCAUGCACACCCAACUGCACCACCACAGUCAAGACUGAAACUUCAGCCCAGCCAAAACCUCCAACACCUCCACCCAUAUCGACCCCAGCCAAGCAGAGAGCAAGAAGUCGCAGCUGUAGCCCAGAGCGUGAUCAGGAGAAAACCCCUCCACGACUCACUCUAGAGCCUGCUCUCACAAAUGGAUUCCGAAAGCACAAGGUCUCUGACUCUGAAUGCAGCUCUUCUCCAACCUUCAAAGAACUUGCCUCGCCACCUAAAAAAAGCCGGGGGAAACCUGCUUUGUCCAAAGUGCCGUUCUUAGAGACUGUCAACGGAGACACUGACUACAUUGGGACUGUUGUGCUGUCAAAUGGGGACACACCUGAACCUGAACCUUUGGACUUGGUCUGGGCUAAAUGCAGAGGAUAUCCGUCCUACCCUGCUCUGAUCAUAGAUCCAGAAAUGCCUCAGGAGGGUUUGCUACAUAACGGAGUGCCCAUCCCUAUUCCCCCUCUUGAUGUACUGCGCCUGGGGGAGCAGAGGCAGGAAGAGGCUGGCGAGAAACUCUUCCUUGUUCUCUUCUUUGACAACAAACGCACCUGGCAGUGGCUGCCACAAGAUAAGGUUACCCCUCUCGGCGUGGACGAUACGGCAGAUAAACUGCGUAUGAUGGAGGGCAAGAAGACCAGCAUCCGGAAGUCUGUGCAAGUGGCCUACAACCGAGCUAUGAUCCACCUGAGCCGGGUUCGGGGAGACCAUGGUUUUGUCGGCUCCAACUACCUGUAGAACAGAGCAGCCAACCACAUCUGUCCUUGUUGACUACUCACAUGGGCUUGAUCUAAACUGACUCUGUAUUCGAUCUCCAUUACAUCAGGCCAGCUGAAACCCGUUUGGUUAAUGCUCCAGGUACAGGUUUCCUGAGCAAUUUAGUUCACUUUAGUUCAGUUCAUCAAUGUGUUCAGGAAACAAUCUCUUCAAUGAUUUGGUAGAGGGGUCAUUUGCGAUUCAAUCCCAUUUUUAUUUGUUUCAGGCAUGUAGAGGGUAUAGGUUGCUUUCUAGGAUGGGGUCCCUAAAGGGCGACAGUUUAUAUCAGUGAUUUGUGUAUUUUUAACUGGUGUCACUUUACGGUGAAGAGUCUAAACCAUCCAGACUCAGAGUUUUAGCUUUUGGGUCCAUUCAGAGCCAUUAAUUUCUGAAAAUGUAUCAUUUUAAAUGAUCAAAUGAAUGAACUUAAAGAAUAUAAAGGUCUGAAUGAAUCACUGCCAUUUUCUUAUGAUAGCUUUUUACUUUUCAAAGUUUUACAAACCACUUCUUGUACAUUGUAAAGACACUCAUGUAUAUAAGUUUUUUUUAUCAUAUUGUAUCUAAUUUAAUUUUUUCUCUUGUUUAUUGUGAAAUAAAUUGCCUGGAGGAAUGAAGAAAUGAA